GUACUGGGCUGGACUGGGCUGGGCUGGGCUGCGCUCGGCUCUACUGGGUCAUUUUGGGCUGUACUGGGCUAUAGUGGGUUGUACUGGGCUAUAGUGCGUUAUACGGGGCUGUACUGGGCUAUACUGGGUUAUAGUGGGUUAUACCGGGCUGUACUGGGUUAUAGUGGGUUAUACUGGGCUGUACUGGGCUACAGCGUGUUAUGCUGGGCUGUGCUGGGCUGUACUGGGCUAUACAGGGCUAUAGUGGGUUAUACUGGGCUGUACUGGGCUAUACUGGGAGGGGCCGCGCGGGCCGGCGCCGUGAUGGAGCGGUUCGUGCGGGGCAACCGGGCGGCUCUGCAGGAUCACAUCCAGCACCACCGGGAGGUCCACGUGGUGAUGGGCAACGAGGCCUGUGACCUGGACUCCACGGUCUCGGCACUGGCCCUGGCCUAUUUCCUGGCCCAGAGCUCCCCGGCCCCCAGAGCCGCCUUCGUGCCGGUGCUGAACAUCCCCCGCGCCGACUUCGCGCUGCGGACGGAGACGACGUUCCUGCUGCGGGAUCGCGGCGUCCCGGCCGCCUCCCUCAUCUUUCGGGAUGAGAUCGACCUGGGGGGGCUGCACCACGCCGGGCUGCUCUCCCUGACGCUGGUGGAUCACCACGUCCUGCCCGGUGCCGACGCAGCCCUGGAGGAGGCCGUGGUGGAGGUGUUGGACCACCGGCCGCUGGAGCGGGAGCGGGGCCCGCCGUGCCGGGUGACGGUGGAGCCGGUGGGCUCCUGUGCCACGCUGGUGACCGAGCGCAUCGCCCAGGGCCCCCCGGGGCUGCUGGACAGAACCACGGCCGCGCUGCUGCACGCCACCAUCCUCCUGGACUGCAUCAACCUGAGCCCGGCCGCCGGCAAGGUGACGCCGCGGGACGUGGCGUGCGUGGCCCUGCUGGAGGAGAGGUUCCCCGAGCUGCCGCCCCACGACAGCGUCUUCGGGGCCCUGCAGGCGGCCAAGUUUGACGUCUCAGGGCUGACGACGGAGCAGAUGCUGCGCAAGGACCUCAAGGUGAUCUCCAACGACGAGCUGGUCGUGGCCAUCAGCGGCGUCUAUGUGGACCUGGAAACGUUCCUGCUCCGGCCUGGCUUGCUGCAGGACCUGGACGCCUUCUGCCAGGCCCGUGGCUACGCGGGGCUGGUGGCCAUGACCGUCUCCUUCAACGAGCGCCACGAGCCCACCCGCAAGCUGGCCGUGUUCAGCCAGUGCGAGACCCUCCGCGCCACGCUGUGCCGGGCGCUGGAGGAGGCGACGACGCCGUCCCUGCACUUGCAGCCCCUGCCCAGCCCCUGGCCCUGCGUGGGCGCCUUCGCCCAGGGCAACUCCUUGGCCUCCAGGAAGAAGGUGCUGCCCAUCCUGCGGGCAGCGCUGGGCGGCGCGGGGGCCGCCGGGGGUGCCGAGGAGGAGGUGGUGCCCCCGCCCACCCCCAUGAACAGCCUGGUGGAGGAGUGUCCCCUGGCCCAGGCCGUGCCCCCCCUGUGCCCCCAGGACGUCCUGGAGCGGGUCAGCCGCAUCGCCACGGGGCAGCCCCCCGGCUCCCCCAAAUAACCUCUGUGGCUCCGGAGGGCUGGAGGAGAAGUUGGGGGUCCCUGAGUGGGCCCUGGGGGGGUGCCCGGGCAUGGGGGGGGGUUGCAGCCACCUUGGUUAGAGCUCAGCUCCUGGUCCUCGGUGUGAGUUGUGCCCCCAGCGGGCUCCCCCCGCCCCCACGGGCCCCCAGGGUGGGUUUUGGGGGCAGCAGUUGCACGCACUUAAUGAGGGCACUGGGGGGGGGUUGGUUUUUAACGAGUUCUUGAUGUUCUUCCCUCCCCUGGAGGGCUGUGAGGGGGCCCUGGAUGCAGGGUCCGGACACGCAGCCAGCCCAGGAUUGUCACCCACGUUUUCCAAGGAUUAAAUUUCCCUUUUUCUUCCA
This is a messenger RNA of Neopelma chrysocephalum (saffron-crested tyrant-manakin), 1933 nucleotides long. RefSeq names its product prune exopolyphosphatase 1 (gene PRUNE1). NCBI's taxonomy places the organism in Eukaryota, Metazoa, Chordata, Aves, Passeriformes, Pipridae. The record is from RefSeq and is a predicted model, not a curated record. The transcript is spliced from 9 exons. Gene Ontology annotation, molecular function: exopolyphosphatase activity. Gene Ontology annotation, cellular component: cytoplasm. The coding region runs from base 304 to 1572 and encodes 422 amino acids.